Pyricularia oryzae 70-15 is the source of this 2340-nucleotide messenger RNA. Its product is annotated as T-complex protein 1 subunit gamma. Gene Ontology annotation, cellular component: chaperonin-containing T-complex. NCBI's taxonomy places the organism in Eukaryota, Fungi, Ascomycota, Sordariomycetes, Magnaporthales, Pyriculariaceae. Gene Ontology annotation, biological process: protein folding. The transcript is spliced from 4 exons. Bases 437 to 2062 code for a protein of 541 amino acids. The record is from RefSeq and is a predicted model, not a curated record. Gene Ontology annotation, molecular function: ATP-dependent protein folding chaperone; ATP binding; ATP hydrolysis activity.
GGAAUCUAGUCAGUAAGACUCUAUUUACAUCUGAAAACGAAAUUCUCCCAUCGCGAUGGAAGGAUAACAAACAAACAAUGGAGUCGGUUGAUAGCCAGGAUCACACCGGAGCUCGGAGAAUCACUGUUCCCCACCCCCACCUUGAAGCAGCAAACCGCUUGUUCGUCGCCGCCGCGUUUGGAGCUUUGUCGAAGGAGCUCAAUUUGACGUGCAGCGGCUUUCCAAGAGCUCAGGAUUUUUUUUUUUUUUCGCCCGACAUUUUGGUUGCAACGUCAAAAUUGCGACCUGCGCAAAAAACACAGAACAAGCCGUCUGCGACUUUUGAAAGAUCCGGUACAAGUUCGCAAACCGGUCUUUUACUUGACUUGCCAGGCGCCCAUUUACUUUUUUUAAUCGGCCGCUCUAGGGUCCUUACCCCCACCUCGGCCUCUUCAAAAUGCAGGCUCCAGUUGUGGUGAUGAACACCCAGAGUGGUGGUGAGAGGCAGACCGGGAGGAAAGCACAACUGUCAAACAUUGCUGCAGCAAAAAUUGUUGCCGACAUUAUCCGAUCAUGCCUGGGCCCCAAGGCCAUGCUCAAGAUGCUACUCGACCCCAUGGGCGGCAUCGUCCUCACCAACGACGGCCACGCCAUCUUGCGAGAGAUCGAGGUAUCGCACCCCGCUGCCAAGAGUAUGAUCGAGCUGAGCCGGACACAGGACGAGGAGGUCGGUGAUGGUACAACAUCCGUCAUCAUUCUCGGCGGUGAAAUUCUCGCCCAGGCCCUGCCUCAGCUGGAGCGCAACAUCCACCCUGUUGUUAUCAUCUCGGCCUUCAAGCGCGCCCUCAAGGAUGCCCUGGAGAUCAUCGACGAGAUCUCAACACCGAUAGAUAUCAAUGAUGAUGAAGCCAUGUACCAGCUGAUAUCCUCUUCCAUCGGCACAAAGUUCGUGUCAAGAUGGUCUAAACUCAUGUGCAGUCUGGCGCUGAAGGCAGUCCGCACCGUAACCUGGGAGGCGGGCACUGGAAAGCGGGAGGUGGACAUCAAGCGGUAUGCGCGUAUCGAGAAGGUUCCUGGAGGCGAGAUUGAGGACAGCAGGGUCUUGGACGGUGUCAUGCUCAAUAAGGACAUUACGCAUCCCAAGAUGCGCAGGCGCAUCGAGAAUCCCCGCAUCAUACUACUUGACUGCCCGCUGGAGUACAAGAAGGGCGAGUCUCAGACGCAGAUCGAGAUUACCAAGGAGGAGGACUGGAACAGGAUUCUUCAGAUCGAGGAGGAGCAGGUCGAGGCCAUGUGCAAGCACAUCCUGGAACUCAAGCCCGAUCUGGUGAUUACCGAGAAGGGUGUCUCCGAUUUGGCACAGCACUACUUCAUGAAGGCCAACGUCACCGCACUGAGGCGUGUGCGCAAGACAGACAACAACCGUAUAGCGAGGGCAACGGGGGCCACGAUUGUCAACCGGGUGGAGGAUCUGCAAGAGUCGGACGUGGGAACACAGUGCGGCCUCUUCGAGAUCGAGAAGAUUGGCGACGAGUACUUCACCUUCCUGACCAAGUGCAACACCCCCAAGGCAUGCACAGUGCUUCUCCGCGGUCCUUCAAAAGACAUCCUCAAUGAGGUUGAGCGCAACCUACAGGAUGCCAUGGGCGUGGCUCGCAACGUCAUGUUCCACCCGCGCCUGUCACCAGGUGGUGGUGCCACCGAGAUGGCCGUCUCUGUCCGUCUGGGUCAGCUUGCAAAGAGCAUCGAGGGCGUUCAGCAAUGGCCAUACCGCGCGGUGGCCGAGGCGCUCGAGGUCAUCCCCCGCACCCUGGUACAGAAUGCCGGCGCCAGUCCUGUGCGAGUCCUUACCGAUCUGCGCGCCAAGCACGCAGAGGGCAAGAGCUCCUGGGGCAUCAACGGCGACACUGGUGGCCUGGCUGACAUGAAGGAGUACGGCGUCUGGGAGCCCGAGGCCAUCAAGGUGCAGAGCAUGAAGACCGCAAUCGAGGCCGCAUGUCUGCUCCUGAGAGUCGAUGAUAUUUGCAGCGCAAAGAAGGCACAGCCGGGAGUCGGAACCGGUAUGACUGGAGGCGAUGAUUAGACAUUUUUAGAUUAAGAAACAGCGCGUUUCCCCAUGAAAAACUCGGUUCGGAUUUGGCAUGAAGCUCGUCCUCGGUUGCUCAGACUACUUUGGAAAAAGAAAAAAAGAAUUAGGAGGAGGAUGUGCUGGAAGCUGACAACCCAUUGUGUUUGACUGGUAUGUGCCGAUGCUGGAGUUUCAAGGUAGACUAAAGGCCACUGUUUAGUGAUAGAAUUCCCUCAUGGCCUGUGCUUCCUGGAGCAUGCUGUAAAUGCGAUCAACGUCUCAAGGGCAUCAAA